Molecule: messenger RNA, 1533 nt
Organism: Lithohypha guttulata
Lineage: Eukaryota; Fungi; Ascomycota; Eurotiomycetes; Chaetothyriales; Trichomeriaceae
Product: Ribulose bisphosphate carboxylase large chain
Exons: 2
Coding region: 1-1533 (510 amino acids)
Biological process (GO): carbohydrate transport; transmembrane transport
Cellular component (GO): membrane
Molecular function (GO): carbohydrate:proton symporter activity
Source: RefSeq, a predicted model, not a curated record
AUGGUAGCUAUUCUCGAGGUCGGUGCUUUCAUUUCUUCGUUGAGUGUGGGCAGAAUAGGCGACAUAAUCGGCCGUCGUAGAACCAUUCUUUACGGCUCGAUUGUAUUCUUUAUUGGAGGCAUGUGUCAAACGUUUGCCAAUGGCAUGCCCAUGAUGAUGUUGGGUCGCAUAAUCGCUGGUCUCGGCGUGGGCGCGCUUUCCACAAUCGUUCCUGUGUACCAGUCUGAGAUCAGUCCGCCCCAUAACCGUGGAAAGCUCGCUUGUAUCGAGUUCACUGGCAAUGUCUCAGGUUACGCAGCAAGUGUGUGGGUGGACUAUUUCUGCAGCUAUAUCGACAGCGACUAUGCAUGGCGUGUACCCCUCCUCAUGCAAUGUGUGAUGGGAGCACUCUUGGGUCUAGGCAGUCUCGUUAUCUGUGAGUCUCCGAGGUGGCUGCUGGACAACGACCACGAUGAGGAGGGCAUCAUCGUCAUCGCAAAUCUCUAUGGUAAGGGCGAUAUCCACAAUGACAAAGCACGUCAAGAAUAUCGUGAGAUCAAGAUGAAUGUUCUUUUACAACGACAGGAAGGAGAACGAUCUUAUUCCGAUAUGUUCAAACGAUACUACAAGCGGGUGUUCAUCGCCAUGUCUGCGCAAGCUUUCGCGCAACUCAACGGCAUCAACGUUAUCUCCUACUACGCACCUUUGGUCUUCGAAUCCGCUGGUUGGCGUGGCCGACAAGCCAUCCUCAUGACUGGUAUCAAUGCAUUCUCUUAUCUUGCCUCGACUGUACCACCCUGGUACUUGGUUGACAAAUGGGGCCGGCGACCCAUCCUGUUAUCGGGAGCGGUAGCCAUGAUCAUCUCGCUAUCCCUGAUAUCGUACUUCCUUUUUAUCGAUAUCGCGUGGACACCAACAUUGGUGGUCGUUUUUGUUAUGGUUUACAACGCAGCUUUUGGUGCGAGUUGGGGGCCAAUCCCUUGGUUAUAUCCACCUGAAAUACUGCCACUAAGCAUUCGAGCGAAAGGAGCAAGUUUGAGUACGGCCAGCAAUUGGGCAUUCAACUGGCUGGUGGGUGAAAUGACACCAGUACUGCAAGAAGUGAUCAAAUGGCGGCUGUACCUGCUUCACGCAUUUUUUUGUGCUGUCAGUUUUGUGCUUGUUUGGUUCUUAUACCCCGAAACAGCCAACGUUCGAUUAGAAGACAUGAAUGCUCUAUUUGGUGAUGCAACAACAGCGAUGCCUACUCCAGUGUCACAAGCCGAACGAGGAUCAUUGAUGGGUAUUGACUCACCUUCAUCCAUCGAUAUUCGACGAGGGUCACCACGGCCUGGACAAUUCAGUGCAGACGACGCGAUCCCUGGACUAGACAUCGAUCCUCCUGCUCUGGAAGUUGAUGCUGAUGGCAAGCCUAUACAAAGCAGUCGUGGCAGAAGUGAGAAUGGCGGAGAAGGUCUUGGUGGUUGGAUUGGACGAAUGGUAUCCAGGACACGAAAUCGUGAACGAAGUGACAGCAACCGUGGCCAGUAUGGUCGUAUUCAAGACGAUGACUGA